Molecule: messenger RNA, 1581 nt
Organism: Nerophis lumbriciformis (worm pipefish)
Lineage: Eukaryota; Metazoa; Chordata; Actinopteri; Syngnathiformes; Syngnathidae
Source: RefSeq, a predicted model, not a curated record
AUGGCAGCAAUACUCCGCUCCGUGCUGAAUAAGGUAACGCAUAUAAAAAGCGUUCAACUGGGACGUAUGUGCUACUCGUCUGUGCCCACCACGAAGCUGUUCAUUGAUGGAAAGUUUGUAGAGUCCAACACGUCGGAAUGGCUUGACAUUCACAACCCUGCCACUAAUGAGGUGGUAGGCCGCGUUCCGAAAGCCACCCAGACAGAGAUGCUGGCCGCCGCCGAGUCAUGCUCCCGUGCGUUCAGCUCUUGGUCGGACACGUCCAUCCUCAGCCGCCAGCAGAUCUUCCUACGCUACCAGCAGCUAAUCAAAGACAACAUUAAAGAGCUAGCCAAGAUGAUCACACUGGAACAAGGAAAGACUCUGGCAGAUGCUGAAGGCGAUGUAUUCCGAGGACUGCAGGUGGUGGAGCACGCCUGCAGCAUCACAUCACUAAUGCUCGGCGAAACGCUGCCGUCCAUCACCAAGGAUAUGGACACAUACACCUACCGCCUGCCCAUCGGAGUGUGCGCCGGCAUCGCCCCCUUCAACUUCCCCGCCAUGAUCCCGCUGUGGAUGUUCCCCAUCGGCAUGGUUUGCGGCAACACCUACCUGAUGAAGCCGUCAGAGCGCGUGCCGGGAUGCACCAUGCUGCUGGCCAAAAUGCUGCAGGACUCCGGAGCGCCCGAUGGAACGCUGAAUAUUAUCCACGGGCAGCACGCAGCCGUCAACUUCAUCUGCGACCAUCCUGCCAUCAAAGCCAUUAGUUUCGUCGGGUCCAACCAGGCUGGAGAGUACAUUUAUGAGAGAGGAUCCAAAAACGGGAAGAGGGUGCAGUCCAAUAUGGGCGCCAAAAACCACGGUGUGGUGAUGCCCGACGCCAACAAGGAGAACACCAUCAACCAGCUGGUGGGUGCUGCUUUCGGAGCGGCCGGCCAGCGCUGCAUGGCGCUCUCCACCGCCAUCUUUGUGGGCGAGUCUCGCGAGUGGCUUCCAGAGCUAGUCGAGCGUUCCAAAUCACUACGCGUCAACGCAGGCGACCAGCCCGGCGCCGAUGUUGGCCCGCUCAUCUCACCCGAGGCCAAGGCCCGCGUGGAAUCUCUGAUCCAGAGCGGCGUCGCCGAGGGCGCCCAGCUGCUGCUGGACGGCAGGAAUGUCAACGUCAAAGGUUACGAAAACGGCAAUUUUGUGGGACCCACCAUCUUGGGAAACGUGACGCCGGACAUGACGUGCUACAAGGAGGAGAUUUUCGGGCCGGUGUUGGUGGUUCUGGAGGCUGACAACCUGGACGACGCCAUUGCCAUGAUCAACAACAACCCCUACGGAAACGGCACGGCAAUCUUCACCUCCAAUGGAGCCACGGCGCGUAAAUACACGCACGAAGUGGACGUUGGCCAGAUUGGCGUGAACGUUCCCAUUCCCGUCCCCUUGCCGAUGUUUUCCUUCACCGGUUCCAGAGGCUCUUUCAGGGGCGACACCAACUUCUACGGCAAACAGGGAAUCCAGUUCUACACGCAGAUCAAGACCGUGACGUCGCAGUGGAAAGCCGAGGACGCCACCCUCACGAGCCCGGCCGUCACCAUGCCGACUAUGGGACGCUAA